AUGCAUCGUCUGAUCUCGCGCUGGAUAUGUGGGUGUAUUUACUUGCUAUACUGGGUCUUCUCAUGCUCGGAGGCAAAGAAAUUAGUCAAACAUGAUGCCAGUUUCGUCCCAGGUAUUGUCCUCCGAGUCACCAUUGAUACUAUCAAGCUGGAUUGUCAGCCUCGCCUCUCGACACUGAUCAACGGCCAAUAUCCUGCACCGCCGAUAUACCUCAAACCUGAACAGACGACGUGGAUUCGAGUCUACAAUGAUGCAGAUGUGAACACAACGAUGCACUGGCAUGGGCUAUCAUUGUCCGCUGCGCCAUAUGCUGAUGGAACGCCACAAGCUUCGCAAUGGCCUAUCCCGCCCGGGCACUUCUUUGAUUACGAACUUCACCCUAAUGCCAGCGAGGCUGGGACGUCCUUUUAUCAUUCCCAUGUUGGAUUUCAGGCUAUUACUGCAUCGGGGCCUUUGAUUGUGAUGGACUAUCACGCCCCACCUUUUGAAUACGACGAAGAAAUCAUUCUCCAGAUCGAAGACUUUUACCUCGAGGACGACCACACCAUGGAAUCAUGGCUGACGGGCUCUCCCAACGUCUGGCCGGGAGACCCGACCGCGCUGAUGAUCAAUGGCCACAGCGGACGAGGGCUGUACGCAUCAGCUACCAACGGGGUUGACUCCUCGUGUGAACCAUGGACAAUGAAUGUCUUGACCGGCAAGAGAUAUCGAGUCCGCGUCAUUGGGGGCACUGCCCUAUCCCUGGUACUGUUCGGCAUCAUUGAUCACGACAAUCUGACCAUAAUUGAGACCGACAAUUCCUAUGUCAAUCCCGUCCAGACGUCAUAUAUGCAAGUAGAUACCGGGCAAAGAUUCAGUUUUCUGUUGGAUACUAAGGAGCAGAACGAGUUACAGCGAUUGGAAGGCCACUCAAAGUUCUGGAUUCAGUUUGCGACUCGCGAAGGCGCAAGUUCGGUCUACGCAUACGCGAUUCUCAAGUACUCCGACAUCGAUCUGACGCAGGGAGUGGACGCGGAUGGUGCUUGUGAUUAUCCGACUGGAGCUUCUAUGUGGUGCCCGGGUAGUCCUCCUUCAACCCCAGUCUUAGAUUUACCCACAAAUGUGACCGAUUGGCUUGAGUACACUUUCAGGAAUCCAGCCCUGCCUGGGUACGACAAGCCGCCGAACGACACAGAAGUGACCCGACGGAUAAUUAUCAACACUGCGCAGGAGUUUGACAAUGAUUUGGGGACUACGGUAAUGACAAUGGGUCGCUUGUCUUGGUUCGACAGCUCUCCUCUCGGGCCAUCGAAUGAAACACCAUAUCUUGUCGAAAUGCUCCAAAAUGGCACUCUCAAUGGCCAUGUCCCAGACCUCCGAACCAUAGAUGCGAGUGGCGGCAUAGAUCCGUAUUCCUUGACUUAUCCUGCCUGGAUUGGCGAAGUCCUCGAGAUUGUAUGGCAGAAUGAUGCAUCGGUUCCUGGCGGGAUCUGGGGACCCCACCCCCUGCACGCUCAUGGUGGGCCCUACUGGGAUAUGGGAUCUGGAUCGGGGUCAUGGUCAGCCGAAACGCACGCAGAACUAUUGCGAAACCACUCCUUCAACGGGAUGCCUUACCCUGGCUCCCGCCGCGACACAACCCUGCUCUACAAGUAUGCGCUACAAGGUCAACCGGGGUUGACCAACGGAUGGCGGGUCUGGCGUGUCCGCGUUACGGAGAAGAAUGUUGGGGUCUGGAUGAUGCAUUGCCAUAUCUUGCAGCAUGUCAUCAUGGGCCAGUCGACCGUAUGGGUAUUUGGAACGCCAGAUGAGAUCAAAUCGCAUAUACUGCCAGUCAACGGAAGCUUGAAAGGGUAUUUCACUUACGGCGGCGAUGUUGUUGGCAAGACCGGCGAGGAAGAGCGGAGGAUUGCGCACUUUUUCGAUGAGUAG
Cladophialophora carrionii CBS 160.54 is the source of this 1911-nucleotide messenger RNA. RefSeq names its product L-ascorbate oxidase. The coding region runs from base 1 to 1911 and encodes 636 amino acids. Lineage: Eukaryota; Fungi; Ascomycota; Eurotiomycetes; Chaetothyriales; Herpotrichiellaceae. The record is from RefSeq and is a predicted model, not a curated record. Gene Ontology annotation, molecular function: copper ion binding; oxidoreductase activity. The transcript has 2 exons.